CCCUCUUCUUUUUAUCUCAUUCUCUUCUCUUAUUUCAUUUCUUUUCUUUUCUCUUUCUUUUAUCUUUCUUUUCUCUCACUCACAUGGAACCUCCACCGGGAGAAGAAGAGGAACAGCGAUUCCACCGAGUCGAUUCACUCUCCGAACCGGAUCUGACUUCAACCAGCUCAAGCCCGUCCUCGAUACUCAGUGCGGAGGAUUCUAGAAGCACGACGAGUUCUGGCGAUAUCUCCGGAACGAGCGGGAGUUCCGGUGAGAUUUUAGCGGCGGAAGCUGUGGUUCCGAGGUUGCUUGAGCCUGCGCCUACUUGCGAGGAGUUGGUGGUGACGGUUACGGCGACGCAGAAAUGCGUUGGAAGGAAUAAUAAGGGAGUGACGUGGGGGUUCACUUCGGUGAUUGGUAGACGGAGAGAGAUGGAAGAUGCUAUCGCCGUUAUACCGGCGUUCAUGUCCCACACGUGCGAUCACGUGGGAGGUUGUACGGCUCCUGGUUCUAGAACCUCCGCUGAAAUCUCCCCGAUCCAUUUCUUCGGCGUCUAUGAUGGCCAUGGAGGCUCACAGGUGGCUAAAUUUUGUGCUGAGAGGAUGCAUGGAUUGGUAGCAGAGGAAUGGGACCGUGAAGUGGUUGAGAGCUCUGGGUGGCAGAGGAGAUGGGAAAUGGCAUUUUCCAGUAGUUUUAAGAGGGCUGACAAUGAAAUAUUGACUGCAGCAGUUGCACCAGAAAUGGUGGGAUCAACUGCUGUUGUUGUAGUUUUAUCUGGUUGCCAGAUUAUUACAUCCAAUUGUGGUGAUUCGAGGGCAGUGCUUUGCCGGGGUACUGAAACAAUUCCGUUAACUGUUGAUCAGAAGCCUGACAGACAGGAUGAGCUCAUAAGAAUUGAGAGAGAUGGAGGGAGAGUAAUAAACUGGUAUGGUGCUAGGGUCCUUGGAGUUCUUGCAAUGUCCAGAGCUAUAGGUGAUCGCUAUUUAAGGCCUUGGAUAAUUCCUGUGCCAGAGAUUACCUUCAUGACGAGGACGGAUGAGGAUGAGUGUUUGAUACUGGCCAGUGACGGGUUGUGGGAUGUCAUGACAAAUGAAGAGGCUGGGGGGGUAGCUCGCCGCCUACUAAGACGGCGUCGUAAGUCUUCGGUGGCUGGUGGAGUUUCUCCCGCUCAAGCAGUAGCUGAUAAUCUCACUGAAAUAGCAAUAGGACGAAACAGUUCGGAUAAUAUUUCUAUCAUCGUUGUGGACUUAAAAUCCAAGAGGAAACGCCAGCCAAGGCAGUGAAAAAGGAGCAAAUUCAUUUUCUUUCUUCAAUUACCUCGUAAUACAAUUCCUUCUGCCCUACUAAAGUUAACAGAUGAGGUUGGCAAGAAAGACGUGGCAAGUUCACCUAGUUCCACAACCAAACAGAUCACAAUUACUCUUCCUGACCUUUACAAAGUUAACUGGAAUAUGACAUCUAUUCCAUAAUAGGAAGAGGUUUGGUACCGCAAACCGUUAGAUCAAUCAUCACUUUUAACUGGUUUGUUCAAGAGAUAGAGAAGCAGGGAUAUAAAAUAAUAAAAAAAAAAAGCUCCUUCGUGCAUAUGUUCCGAAGGUUGAGAAAGAUAGGGAAGGAUGAGAAUAUCUAAUGUUUAAUCUCCCUGUUUUUUAUUUUCUUUUCCAAUUCCUAUCCUUGUCUUCUCCCAAGUAAUUAGAGGGAAACUAGGGAAAUGUUGAAGCAUUGGAAGUGCGCCUUUAGCACUCA
Messenger RNA from Durio zibethinus, 1728 nucleotides. Its product is annotated as protein phosphatase 2C 51-like. The record is from RefSeq and is a predicted model, not a curated record. Gene Ontology annotation, molecular function: cation binding; protein serine/threonine phosphatase activity. Lineage: Eukaryota; Viridiplantae; Streptophyta; Magnoliopsida; Malvales; Malvaceae. Gene Ontology annotation, biological process: protein dephosphorylation.